UGGUUAGUUGUUCUUAUUAAACGGCAGUAAGACGGCACCAGACCCAUCUAGAAUUCUCUCAUGGUAAAAUUUUCACAUCGAUCGCCCAACUUGUGCAAGCACUUGCAGCCAUCAAGCAGAGCUCUACAUACGGUAGGACAAGCUCCUUGGCGUUCAGUUGCUGCUCACGGAUCCAAGGACCUACCCGUUCCUGCUUGUGCGGUCGUUACUCUUUAUACAUCAGCGGCUUUCAGAAUCCGCACUGCAGCUAACAACAAUCAAGGCUGCGUCCGGGCCAAUACAAAGCUGCAACGACAGCUCUGGCCAAUCCUGGUUUCGAUCGUUUCUAUCGCGCCUGGAGAAGUGUCACAAUGGAAGAAGGGAAGGAGGUGAACGUGAGCGUGAACGAUUUUCAAGGACACCUCGAACGAGUGUUCCAGCGCACGAACCUGCGCACCACAGGGGCACCGGACGAGGCGGCUGGUCCCAGCCAGCAAGAUGAGCUGCCUGACGACUUCUAUGAGUUUACAGCGGAGGACUACUUUAGAAUGAAAGGGAACAGGCCUGGGGAGGCGGUGCUCAAGACUCGUGCGAUGCGAGAGCAGGAGGAACGAGAACGACGUGCGCGCUUCUCAUCUACAAAAAUAAGAGUCCAGUUUCCAGAUCUGUACGUCGUCGAGGCAUCUUUCCCAAGCGAGAGUACAAUCGACGGCUUGUACGCUUUCAUCUCGACCAUCGUGCGACCAGGCGUCGCUACGUGGCAUCUCUUCACGGUUCCACCGAAGCAGCGGCUAGUGGACCGGAGCCGGACGCUGUGGGAGGCGGGGCUAGUGCCGCUCGCGCAGGUCUUUUGGGCCGUCGAUGACAAAGAAGCCGUUUUGCCGAGCGUACCCGACUCGGAAAGCCCGUACCUCCAAAAGUGGGUUACAGACAAACGGGAGGAGGCGCCUCAGCCACCGGGAUUAGGAAAAAUUGGUGAGGCCGAGCGAGAGGCGGGGAGAAAACGGGCGGCCAUGCAAGCUGCUGGCAAAAAGCAGACGGAAAGCGAGGGGGGGGCCAGAGCGCCCAAGUCAAAACCGAAGUGGCUCAAAAUUUAGAGACGUCGGAUGGUGUCGUCUGGAUAGUAUUGCCCAUACGACAUGCAUCCGGGGUAAAUAUCAUUUAGCAUCUCGGUCAAAUGCUCUCCGUCGGUGUCACUCCUUGCAUCCUUGUCAUUGUGCAACUGCUAAAUUGCAAUGCAUGCAGUGCACUUCUGCCC
Messenger RNA from Klebsormidium nitens, 1237 nucleotides. The record is from the annotation of a GenBank genome assembly. Lineage: Eukaryota; Viridiplantae; Streptophyta; Klebsormidiophyceae; Klebsormidiales; Klebsormidiaceae.